Molecule: messenger RNA, 1232 nt
Organism: Camellia sinensis
Lineage: Eukaryota; Viridiplantae; Streptophyta; Magnoliopsida; Ericales; Theaceae
Source: RefSeq, a predicted model, not a curated record
AGUAGUGUGUGUUUUCGUUAAGGCGGCUUUUUCUUCGCCCUUCUUUUGCUUUUAAAAAGUAAAACCAAGCCAAGCCAACCCAAACACCUCCAUUCUCUUUCCCCUUCUUUUAUCUCUCUAUUUAUUCAGAAUCUCUCUCUCUCUUCUCUCUCUAUAGAAAACAUCGUUCAAGUCUGCCUGCAACCGAGACCAAACUUCGCCAUUGUUCAUCUCGUCUGUUAGUACUUAAUUACGUGAUCUAAACUAAAUUUCGUAUCAUGACGAGGGUAGGCCGUGAUUUUGCUGAUUCAAUGAAAAAGGAGGCAGUUCCUCCAGUCUCAGCAGAUGUGAUAUUUGCUACUAGCCGGUUUCCAACUUAUAAAAUUGGUGCUAACAACCAGAUUGUGGAGGUGGAGGAUCCCAAAGUGUUAGCCAUGAAGGAGGUCAUUGCUCGAGAAACUGCCCAGUUGCUGGAACAGCAGAAACGUCUCUCUGUUCGCGACCUUGCCAGUAAAUUUGAGAAGGGUUUGGCUGCAGCAGCUAAGUUGUCUGAUGAGGCUAGACUCAGGGACGCCGCUUCUUUGGAGAAACACGUACUUCUAAAGAAGCUUAGAGAUGCACUGGAAGCCUUAAGAGGCCGUGUGGCUGGUAAAAAUAAGGAUGAUGUAGAAGAAGCUAUUGCUAUGGUUGAAGCUUUAGCAGUUCAGUUGACUCAUAGGGAAGGAGAGCUAAUUCAAGAGAAGGCAGAAGUGAAAAGACUCGCCAAUUUUCUUAAGCAGGCUUCAGAAGAUGCUAAGAAACAUGUUGAUGAAGAAAGAGCUUUUGCUCGGGCAGAAAUUGAGAAUGCCAGGGCAGCAGUUCAAAGAGUGGAAGUGGCGCUUCAGGAACAAGAACAUAUGUCCCGCGCUUCAGGGAAACAGGAUUUGGAAGAAUUGAUGAAGGAGGUUCAAGAGGCUAGACGCAUCAAAAUGUUGCAUCAGCCUAGCAAGGUUAUGGACAUGGAGCAUGAGCUUCAAGCAUUGAGACUUCAGCUUGCUGAGAAAUCUAAACAUUCUCUUCUGCUUCAGAAAGAGCUGGCAAAGAGCAGGAGGGGUGAGGAAAACUUGGCUCACUCAUAUGAAUUAGAUGGUUCUGAAGCUUUGGGUUCAUAUUUAAGGAUUCAACCUUGCUCUGAUAGUGCUCCAGAACUUUCGGGAUGUUCAAUUCAAUGGUAUCGUUUGGCAGCUGAAGGUGGCAAAAAGGAUCUUAUUUCA